Molecule: messenger RNA, 712 nt
Organism: Prinia subflava (tawny-flanked prinia)
Lineage: Eukaryota; Metazoa; Chordata; Aves; Passeriformes; Cisticolidae
Gene: HTD2
Product: hydroxyacyl-thioester dehydratase type 2
Exons: 1
Coding region: 1-528 (175 amino acids)
Biological process (GO): fatty acid biosynthetic process
Cellular component (GO): mitochondrion
Molecular function (GO): (3R)-hydroxyacyl-[acyl-carrier-protein] dehydratase activity
Source: RefSeq, a predicted model, not a curated record
AUGCAGGAGAAGUUACUGGAAAUGUUGCAGCCCUUCAGGCAUGGGAUUUCUGGAGGGAUUUUCCAGCUAAGAGCCUUGACAAAGCCUACGUUUAUCAACUCACUCCUUGGACAUCCUGUAUUUCAGAACUUACACGUAAAAGUUGGAGACAAAGCUGAACUUAGCAAGGCUUUUACACAGAAUGAUGUAGUUACUUUUUCUUACUUAACAGGUGACACAAAUCCUUUGCAUUUAAAUGAAGAGUUUGCAAAGAAGUCUAGGUUUGGGAGAACUGUUGUCCAUGGAGUUCUGAUCAAUGGACUUAUUUCGGCAGUUCUGGGUACCAAAAUGCCUGGUCAAGGAUGUAUAUUUCUUUCCCAGGAGAUUAGUUUUCCAGCUCCUUUGUAUGUUGGUGAAGAAGUCACAGCUGCAGCAGAAGUGAAACGACUGAAGGGUUCUGUUGCACACAUUUCUGUAUCAUGUCAGGUCAGAGAAAGAGGGAAAACUGUUAUGGAAGGGAUGGUGAAAGUCAUGGUGCCAGAGAGUUAGAGCUGUUUGUCAUGUGCAACUGCAGUAUAAAGGCCAGAACCAAUGUACACUUGGCUUUGACUCUCUUUUUAUGUGACAUCACUUAAACCAGUAAAUUUGUAACAAAAACCUUUCAAAAUGUCUGGAAGUGCACAAACUCAACCUUACUAGAACUGCAUUAAAAUUAGAGCUUUUCCUUUUUUCA